ACACGAAUUGUAGCUCAACUUGUUACUCUUCUCCUAACCAAAUCCUUCCUCCUGCCUUCCCCCUAGCCAAGGUGCUUGCUUGAUUGCUAGUUGCUGUUCGUCCAUUUGAACAGAUUUACUUCUCAGCUGUUCAUAGACACAUCCAGGUCCUUCGUUACCUCAUUAUUAGAGACUCUAUAGCUUCAAAACCUCUAGUCGUUCCUCACCAGCUGGAAAAUUUCUUUCACCAUGUCAGCGUCGCAGCAUCAGGAGCUCUUACUAAUGAUGCAGCACCGCCAGCGGGCUCUGGCGUCUCUCCUCUCCUCCAGCCUUCCCGGCUCCACAACCAGUAACAACGGCUUCUUAGCCGCCGGCUGGCCCGCCGCCACGAGCCAACUCCCUUUCGGUGCCGCCGCAAACGCCGGCAUGAUGAACCUCGCUGGCGCUGGCGCUAUUCCGGCAGCAGCAGGUUUCGCGGCGGGGGUGGAGCCGACGUCUCUCCCGCAGCUGCAGCUCCUCCGCGCGCUCGCUGCGUCGCAGAUCGCCAACGCCGCCGCCGCCGCUCCGCAAACUUCUCUUUCGAGCCGCGGGUCCAAGCGCAGCGCCGCCAAGGACGACAGCAAGCCGCUGCGGCCGCGCAAACGCGGCCGGCCGUCGUACAAGGACCGCGCCGCAGCGGCUCUGGCGGCAGAGGAAGCGGCGAAGGCGGCGAAGGCUGCGGCGCUGGCGGAGCGCGAGAUUCUUCUCCGCCAGAUCGCCGCGCAAAUGACGCCGCAACUGUCGCCGCAAGGCGCGAUGAUGCUUCUGCAGCAGCAGCUGGCGAUGCAACAGUUGGGGAUGUUCGGAGCCAACCAGAUCGGCGGAUUUCCCGGCGCAAUGUGCGCUGCACCCCCUGCGCUUGCACAUAUGCGUGCCGCGUGCAUGGAUGCGGGUCGACAGGGUAUGCCGGCGGCAGGUGCCGGUCUAGCGGUCGGUGCCGGCAAGAUCGCGGAUCGUGCGGCUUCUGGAGCGGCUAGCCGUCAAUUCUUCAGCUCUGACGUGGAUUUUGCCAGGCUGGACAGCUCCGCAUUGGACCAAUCACGGCUGUUCGCAGUGACGGCAGACGAAACCCUGAGGCAGCGCACGGAGGAUGUAGAUACGCAUCGGAACACCGACGGCCAUUCAGGUGACGAAAACGAGAGCGACUAUAACGGAGAUGCUUCAAGCUGGCCCCGGCGCGGUAAGAAGCAGGCGAAACGCGCUGCGAGUCCGACGCACGAAGCUUCGCCGAAGCCUCUCGCCCGCGCGGGGGGUUCAUCAGUCACGGAAGACGGUACCCAAGCAGCCGUCGCUGCUGCUUGCGCAGCAACCAAUCAGGCUGCGCCAGGUGGUAUCUUCAUGGCGCCGCCGCCGUCCAAGAGCUCCCCUGGCCACGGAGGCAUGCCGGCCCUGGACUGGAUGUUCUCUAAAGACACGCGGUUCGUGCAGCCCACGCCUAAGAACGAUAUGGAGGAGCAUGCAGACGAGCACGUGCCUGCCACCCCUGCCGUAUCUGCAGGUGUGCAGCAGCAGCAGCAACAGCAGCAGCAGCAGCAGCCCCCUGCUGUUGUGGUGGCAGCUGCAAUGGAGUUUCUAGCCCAGGCCAUGCCAAGGGUGGGGUCCAGGCAGGUGCUGCCUGGUGCAGGUGCUGACGGGGGUGCGCAGGGCAUGGGCCCGGUUGCUGGUCUGAUGGGUCUGACAAGGUCCAGGAGCAACAUUGAAGCCGUCUUGGCGUUUGUGGAUGCUGAGAUUCAGGCGCGUAAGGGUAGGAUGGGUGAGGCGAAGGAGGAGGCGGGCUUGCCUGCUCAUUUGGUUCCCUCGCCUGUUGUAGAUGUUAGGAAGGAGCGCAAAGCGCAAGAUGCGUUAGACUUGUCACUUCACCUGUAAACAAGUUACAAUGUUUUGGCUGAUAAAACCCCCUAGAAACAACUAAAGGAAAAUACAUUCCAUAAGGCUGUUUGUGGUGGUUGAGUGAUUCGCCUUUCUGAUUCCGCGUUAGUACACAAUCUUGCCAGAUUUUCAGUUGCAAGCA
This is a messenger RNA of Closterium sp. NIES-67, 2029 nucleotides long. The record is from the annotation of a GenBank genome assembly. NCBI's taxonomy places the organism in Eukaryota, Viridiplantae, Streptophyta, Zygnematophyceae, Desmidiales, Closteriaceae.